Molecule: messenger RNA, 333 nt
Organism: Caenorhabditis bovis
Lineage: Eukaryota; Metazoa; Nematoda; Chromadorea; Rhabditida; Rhabditidae
Source: the annotation of a GenBank genome assembly
AUGCGCUACGUUUCCGCUUACUUGCUUGCUGUUUUAGGAGGAAAUGCGAACCCAAAGGUUGAUGACCUCAAAAGCAUUUUGAGUGCCGUAGGUGUCAACACCGACGCUGAAACCGCGAAACUUGUUGUCGAGCGACUUCAGGGAAAGAGCAUCGAAGAAUUGAUCAGCGAGGGAUCAUCUGGACUCGUUUCGGUCUCCGGAGGUGCUCCAGCUGCUGCUGCUGCUGCUCCAGCCGCCGGAAGCGCAGCCCCAGCUGCUGAAAGCAAGCCAGCUAAGAAGGAGGAGCCAAAGGAGGAAUCUGACGAUGACAUGGGCUUCGGACUCUUCGAUUAA